Messenger RNA from Cricetulus griseus (Chinese hamster), 494 nucleotides. NCBI's taxonomy places the organism in Eukaryota, Metazoa, Chordata, Mammalia, Rodentia, Cricetidae. The record is from RefSeq and is a predicted model, not a curated record.
AUGGUUCACUUCACAGCUGACGAGAAGGCAGCUAUCACAAGCAUAUGGGAUAAAGUGGACUUGGAAAAAGUUGGAGGAGAAACUCUGGGAAGGCUCCUGAUUGUCUACCCAUGGACUCAGAGAUUCUUUGACAAAUUCGGAAACCUCUCUUCUGCCACUGCCAUCAUGGGCAACCCCAGAAUCAGAGCCCAUGGCAAGAAAGUGCUGACAUCCCUAGGCUUGGCGGUUCAGAACAUGUAACUUAAACAUAUUUUUUUUCAUGUAAAUUCUCUCCGGAAUCCCCUUUUCUCAUUUUUGUGUUUCCUCCCACAGCUCCUGGGCAACAUGCUGGUGAUUGUUCUGUCUUCUCACCUUGGCAAGGAAUUUACAGUCGAGGUACAGGCUGCCUGGCAGAAGCUGGUGGCUGCAGUGGCCAAUGCUCUGUCCCUCAAGUACCACUAAGCCCCCUUUCCUGAUGACCAGCACUGCUGUGUACCCCUCAGCCCCAUCCUAUA